Molecule: messenger RNA, 770 nt
Organism: Parathielavia appendiculata
Lineage: Eukaryota; Fungi; Ascomycota; Sordariomycetes; Sordariales; Chaetomiaceae
Exons: 1
Coding region: 118-510 (130 amino acids)
Source: RefSeq, a predicted model, not a curated record
GCAGUCUUGGAUUGAUGUACUGGGGCAUCAAAUGCGCCAGAGGGAAUUCAGCUCUCCUCCUCUCUGGCGGGCUAUCUGACUACCUAAGCUCAGCCGCCGGGUUCAGCUUCUACGGAAAUGGAGGGACCUCUCAUGACUGCUGCCAAAAAGCAGCCCGUACGACGGGCUCAGCAAUGGGAAAUAUAUUUACCGGGUGGAAUGUUUUCCCCUGAGACAACCAUCACACCUGCCAUGUUCCGACAGCCCGAGUGCAUAACAAGGGCAAAGGUGUGGCCCAGUCUGUCCUGGCGUCCGUCAUACCUGCUUUUGCUUGUGCUGGUCGGGACCCUUUUGCUCGCAUGGGCUCUUGGACGAGCCGUUGCACAGGAUGACGAGCGGUCACGUCCCACGACAGGCCCGGAGGCGAGGGGGUUGGUUGCCACGAUGCUUCCGACAAACACCUUCUCGUCGAGGACUGGCUCUGUCGGCCCGGCCCAUCUGGCGCUCCCAAGGGCUGCGCGUUUUACCUAGAAACCCUCUUCGUGUCACGCCGAGUCUCACUCAGACGCGUAGUGCCGGAUACGGGGAAAUGUAGGACGGAGGAAUGUGUGAGGGAUGCGUGGUUGGGGCUGAUUUAGGUUGGCGGAUUGGGAUGGCGAAGCUGGGACGUUGCGCUGUCUCCUGCAAGUCCUUUUCCUUUCGUCUUCUUUCCUGGCCUCGCCUUGCAACUUUGCUUGUGCGCUGUCUUUCAUGUUCACGUCUUGGAAAUUAUGUGACGGCAGGCUGCCUCC